ACAAAAACAAAAGAUAAUAGAGCAGCCUCGGAGACUCUAGGAAAUUGAAUUCAUUCUGAAACGCCCCGUUUACAAUUUCAAGAGCGAAAGAAUUCUGAUUGAACGGGGUGUUUUUGAUCUCAGAACAAUUCAAAUUUCAUCAUCAUAAUUAUAAAAACGAGGUUAGGUUAGAUCUUCGAUUUGGAUCGUUGAUCUUUGGGAACAAUCAUCCAUUUUAGGGAUUGAGGCAUGGACAGCAUAAUGAGCAAGCUCCGCAAUCUGGAUGCGUACCCUAAAAUCAACGAGGACUUCUACAGCCGCACGCUCUCCGGUGGCGUAAUCACCCUCGCUUCCUCCAUUCUCAUGCUCUUGCUCUUCAUCUCCGAGCUUCGAUUGUAUCUCCAUGCCGCAACGGAGACCAAGCUUGUUGUAGAUACUUCUAGAGGAGAAACGUUGCGUAUCAAUUUUGAUGUUACAUUUCCUGCACUAGCAUGUUCCAUACUCAGUCUUGAUGCCAUGGACAUCAGCGGAGAGCAGCACCUAGAUGUAAAACAUGAUAUAAUCAAGAAAAGAUUAGACUCUCAUGGCAAUGUGAUAGAAACAAGGCAAGACGGAAUUGGUGCUCCCAAGAUUGAAAAGCCCUUGCAAAGACAUGGAGGCAGGCUUGAGCACAAUGAGACUUAUUGUGGUUCGUGUUAUGGUGCUGAAGGGUCAGAUGAGGACUGUUGUAAUAACUGCGAGGAAGUUCGUGAAGCAUAUCAAAAGAAAGGUUGGGGACUUUCAAACCCAGAUUUAAUUGAUCAGUGCAAAAGAGAAGGAUUCUUACAAAGAAUCAAGGAUGAGGAAGGUGAAGGAUGCAAUGUAUAUGGUUUCUUGGAAGUAAAUAAGGUGGCGGGGAAUUUCCAUUUUGCUCCUGGGAAAAGCUUUCAGCAAUCUGGUGUACAUGUACAUGACCUGCUGGCUUUUCAAAAGGAAUCUUUUAAUUUAAGUCACCACAUCAACAGAUUAACUUUCGGUGAGUAUUUCCCUGGUGUUGUGAAUCCUCUUGACCGUGUGCAUUGGACACAAGAAACACCAAGUGGGAUGUAUCAGUAUUUUAUUAAGGUUGUGCCUACUGUGUACACUGAUGUGAGUGGACAUACCAUCCAGUCAAACCAGUUCUCCGUGACAGAACACUUCAGGACUGCAGAUGUAGGCCGUCUUCAGUCCCUCCCUGGAGUUUUCUUCUUCUAUGACCUUUCUCCAAUUAAGGUUACUUUUACUGAAGAACAUAUCUCAUUCUUACAUUUUCUUACUAAUGUGUGUGCCAUUGUUGGAGGUGUUUUCACUGUUUCUGGAAUACUAGAUUCAUUUAUCUAUCAUGGUCAAAGGGCUAUCAAGAAGAAGAUGGAACUUGGGAAAUUUAGCUGAUACUUGUUCUGUUGGCGCAUGCCUUAGCGUUAUUGGAGUACUUUCCAGUGAAUGGCUCUCCAGAGAUAAUAUAUUCAAGAGAAGAUCAACUAUUGAAAGAAAUUCCCCUUGGGUUUCCCUGAGUUCUGUCAAUUUCAACGAAAGGAUUUUUCCCUUAGAUCUUGUCAUCAAUGAAGGUUGAAAUGCUAGAUCCAAUAUCAUGUGCAACAAAUGCCACUUUGCCAUGAUUCAUAUCUUUUCUUAAACAGCUCUGAUGAUGUGAAUGUUAACAUACUUUCUGGAAAGUAGACGGGAUUUCAUUUAUAGCCCCGGACACGCAGAACUCCCUUCCAGAAGCAUCAACAACUAUAAUAUAAAAUAACUCUCCAGCUUUAUGUUA
Molecule: messenger RNA, 1768 nt
Organism: Gastrolobium bilobum
Lineage: Eukaryota; Viridiplantae; Streptophyta; Magnoliopsida; Fabales; Fabaceae
Exons: 13
Coding region: 229-1389 (386 amino acids)
Cellular component (GO): endoplasmic reticulum; COPII-coated ER to Golgi transport vesicle
Source: RefSeq, a predicted model, not a curated record